AUGAAGCUUCAUCUUGUUUUCUUUAUUCUGCUCUUUUGGGUCACAAUUUCACCACCCAAAAGGAGAGAUCCUGAAUAUGGUAGUGUGAAUUUGAGCAAAGAGUGCAGAAGGAGUAGUGGUCAAUGUAGAGCUCAGUGCUAUGACAAUGAAAUGAGGGUUGCUUUCUGCUUAAAACCUGGAAUUCACUAUUGCAUGAGCAGUUCUGGAUGA
Molecule: messenger RNA, 210 nt
Organism: Heterocephalus glaber (naked mole-rat)
Lineage: Eukaryota; Metazoa; Chordata; Mammalia; Rodentia; Bathyergidae
Gene: Defb110
Product: defensin beta 110
Biological process (GO): innate immune response
Cellular component (GO): extracellular region
Source: RefSeq, a predicted model, not a curated record